This is a messenger RNA of Hibiscus syriacus, 1458 nucleotides long. Its product is annotated as probable protein arginine N-methyltransferase 1. Lineage: Eukaryota; Viridiplantae; Streptophyta; Magnoliopsida; Malvales; Malvaceae. The record is from RefSeq and is a predicted model, not a curated record. Gene Ontology annotation, molecular function: protein-arginine N-methyltransferase activity. Gene Ontology annotation, cellular component: nucleus. The transcript is spliced from 5 exons. Gene Ontology annotation, biological process: peptidyl-arginine methylation. Bases 437 to 799 code for a protein of 120 amino acids.
CUUCUACUUCAAUUUAUGUAAAUUAUUUCUGCAUUAGUAUUCUUGGUUAAAAUGGAAGAACAUGGUAGGGCUGCAUAAUUUUUUUCAUUUUUUUGUUUGGAAAAAGUUUCUCCUCUAUGCUAACCUGGAGUCCCUGUAUUUUAGGAAAUGCUCAAAGAUGUAGUGCCGAGAACAAAGUAGUUCUUGAUGUGGGAGCUGGAAUUGGAAUUUUGUCCCUGUUUUGUGCAAAAGCAGGGGCAGCACAUGUUUAUGCUGUUGAAUGCUCUCAUAUGGCUGAUAUGGCUAAAAAAAUUGUUGAAACAAAUUCUUACUCAAUUUUUUUAUUGUUACAGUAGUCACAGUUUUGAAAGGAAAGAUUGAAGAAAUUGUGCUUCCAGUUGCAAAUGUAGACAUUAUUAUAUGAGAGUGGAUGGGUUAGUUUUUAUUAUUUGAAAAUAUGUUGAAUACAGUGUUAUAUGCCCGUGAUAAAUGGCUUGUCAAUGAUGUAGUUGUGCUACCAGAUAAAGCUUCUCUUUACUUGACAGCUAUCGAGGAUGCAGAGUACAAAGAUGACAAGAUUGAAUUUUGGAAUAAUGUUUACGGCUUUGACAUGAGUUGCAUAAAAAAGCAAGCUAUGAUGGAACCUCUUGUUGACACGGUUGACCAGAAACAAAUUGUGACAAAUUGCCACCUUCUCAAGACAAAGGAUAUUUCUAAGACGAUUCCCGAGGAUGCUUCUUUCACUGCACCUUUCAAGCUUAUUGCAGAACGUGACGAUAACAUUCAUUCUUUCCCAAAUUCCGUUUUCAAUCAGCAGUAAUAAACUGCAGAAUCUUCCCAUUCUUUGUCCUUUCUAUCUUAUUGAUGAAUACAAAUCGGGGAGCAUCCUAGAAUAUUUUUGCCCUUGGUUUAUGGCAAUACGGAAGUAAUGCAUCUGCUAAGUAUGGAGUUUUGGUGCAACUAAUAUUUUUUUUCUUCUCACUACUGCAAAUCAAAAAACAAAAUGCAGGACCAAAAUCGCGAGCCACCCAUUGGAAGCAAACAGUGUUAUAUUUAGAGGAUGUGCUAACCAUAUGUGAAGGCGAUGCAAUAACUGGGAGCAUGACUGUGGCGCCAAACAAGAAGAAUCCCCGAGAUGUGGAUAUAAUGGUCAAAUAUUCAUUGAGCGGUCGACGCGGUGUGGUUUCAAGAGUUCAAUUCUACAAGAUGCGCUGAUUUUGUUGCCAGAGUAUUUCUUCAUUAUUACUAGCUGCUCCACCACCUUUGUUACCGUGUUGGAGAAGACCUUAUUUGCAUGUUUCUUCAACGUUUCACUUCGAUUUUUUUUUUCUAUUCCUUUGCUGUUCCUCUGCUUCCAAUCACCCUUUGUACUUUCAUUUCUCUCGAAAGUUAUUCUCCGAGAGGAAAAAAAUAUAAUAAUCAAACCAAGAAUCUUAUAGAAACGCUAUCAUGCUGGAAAUUGAAUCUAUAAAUGCUUCA